Messenger RNA from Rhinopithecus roxellana (golden snub-nosed monkey), 6867 nucleotides. RefSeq names its product zinc finger protein 142 (gene ZNF142). Gene Ontology annotation, cellular component: nucleus. The record is from RefSeq and is a predicted model, not a curated record. Gene Ontology annotation, biological process: regulation of gene expression. Lineage: Eukaryota; Metazoa; Chordata; Mammalia; Primates; Cercopithecidae.
AAGAAGCCCACGCCACUCUAUCCCAGAGCUCUCGAUGGUGUUUCUCCGGCUUCAGGGCUGGAGUGGGGGUGGAGGGCGGGAAAAACCACAGGGAGAAAACAUAGAGUACCCCGGCAGCCGGCAAGAGGAAGAGAGAGUGGCUUCCACAUCUCCAAUAUCCUAGAGGCGGCUGGGCCGGAGGCGGUCGCACAAAGGGGGCACCGGGGGCCGCUCCAGCCGCGGCCGACCAUAGAGAUGCGGCUCCAGCGGGGUCUGGAGGUGAGUGAGUAGCUGCGGGGCGGAACUGGCAAGGGAACGCGGGUGGAGCAAGCUGGAGGCAAAGUUUUUCGAGCCCCGGGAUCAGGGUGGGCCUGGGCGCUGGGAACUCUCGGGAGGAGGUACUGAAGGGAGCACCCAGAGGAGCUGGGCCCCGGCACCGCAGUCGCGUCACGCUUCUGGACCCCGCCCGGUACCCGCUGCUCUCAGGACCAAAAUCAUGACGAUGCUCCAUCCCAAGCCUUCCAGGUUACAAGCUGCCUUUCCCGUUCGCUGGCUCUUAUGAUCUAGCUCCCGCCCGACUAUGUGGACACUGUCAUCACCUCCAUUUUACAGACAGGAAAGCUGAGGCCCAGAGAAGCGAUGCGACUCUGUCUGUCCAAAGCUAUGCGUCCUCCUGCCCGGAAGAUAAGCGUAUUUCUUCUCUUGUGCCCACCUGUCUCCUACCUCACCCUGCCCUCCCCCAGGUGAAGGUUCUUAAUCUUGACGGCUCAGCGUCCUCCUUGGCUCCCCCCGGAGGCCAUGUAUGGCCAAGCUGGAAGAUUCCCCAGAGCAGCGAUAAUAUUCACAUUUAAGAGGCCAAAACACACAAGUCGGUGGUGAUGACAGACCCACUUUUGGACUCACAGCCAGCCCAUAGCACCGGAGAGAUGGAUGGACUGUGUCCUGAGCUAUUGCUGAUCCCCCCGCCUCUCUCUAACCGUGGAAUCCUGGGGACUGUCCAGAGCCCCUGUCCUUCCGGGGACCCUGCGCCUUUGCCUACUGAGCCAGGCUGCCUGCUGGUAGAGGCCACAGCAACUGAAGAGGGACCAGGGAACGUGGAGAUCAUUGGAACAGUAGCUGGAACCCUGACCCCAGGUGCUCCUGGAGAGACCCCAGGUGUCCUGGUAAAGGUGGUGGAGGUGUACUUCUGUGAGCGCUGUGAACAGAGCUUCGCAGAGCCCACUCUGCUGGCCCUGCACCAGUGCAGUGAGACCCAUAUACAGCCUGUGCAGGGCCUCUCUAGCCCCCCAUGCUCUGUAGAGCUGCCUCCCGGCAACCCAACCCUCCCUGGCCCUCUGCAGGGCCAGAGCCCACCAGUUAGUCCCCUAUCAUGCCCUGUGUGUAGACAGGAGUUUGCCCAACCCCAGGCCCUGAAGAGCCACUUCAAGAUUCACCGGGGCACUCCUGACACCUUCUCCUGCCCAGAAUCUGGCUGUGUGUUCUCUGCUGAAGAUCGCAAGGGUCUGCAGCACCACCUGAGGCAGACUCACAGAGCAGUUCCUGUGCCCUGUUCUUUCCGGGGCUGCCCCCUGCUUUUCGGGAGCCAGCAGGGCAUGGAGCUGCACCGGCAGGCGCAUUACCCUUUCCACUGCAGCCACUGCAGCUUCAUGGGCUCCAACGUCAAACUCUUCCGGCAGCAUCAGCGGAGCCAUGGUGCUGGGACACAGGGAGAACUUUCUGCCGUUCAGGGCCUUCCAUCCCAGGAGCUGCUGCCAGCUCCCAAACUGCCUCCAGGAGGGAGAGAACCUUCACAGGAAGCAGGUACACCCCUGCCUGGGCAAGAGACAGCUGAAGAGGAGAAUGUAGAGAAAGAAGAGAAGAGUGACACCCAGAAGAACUCCCAGAAGGCUGUGGAUAAAGGCCAAGGGGCUCAGCGGCUAGAAGGGGAUGUGGUCUCUGGCACCGAGUCCCUCUUCAAGACCCAUAUGUGUCCAGAGUGUAAGCGCUGCUUUAAGAAACGGACCCAUCUGGUGGAGCACCUUCAUCUCCACUUCCCAGACCCCAGUCUCCAGUGCCCCAACUGCCAGAAGUUCUUCACCAGUAAGAGCAAGCUCAAGACCCAUCUGCUGCGGGAGCUGGGUGAAAAGGCCCACCACUGCCCACUGUGCCACUAUAGUGCGGUGGAGAGGAAUGCACUCAACCGCCACAUGGCCAGCAUGCAUGAAGAUAUUUCCAACUUCUACUCAGAUACCUAUGCCUGUCCUGUCUGCCGUGAGGAAUUCCGCCUCAGCCAGGCCCUCAAGGAGCACCUCAAGAGCCACACGGCAGCAGCUGCAGCAGAGCCGUUACCCCUUCGCUGCUUUCAGGAGGGCUGCAGCUAUGCAGCACCCGACCGCAAGGCCUUCAUUAAGCACCUGAAGGAGACGCAUGGGGUGCGGGCUGUGGAGUGCCGCCAUCACUCAUGUCCCAUGCUCUUUGCCACAGCCGAAGCCAUGGAGGCCCACCACAAGAGCCACUACGCCUUCCACUGCCCCCACUGUGACUUUGCUUGUUCCAAUAAGCACCUAUUCCGUAAACACAAGAAGCAGGGCCACCCUGGCAGUGAAGAGCUGCGCUGCACCUUCUGCCCCUUUGCCACCUUCAACCCAGUGGCUUACCAGGAUCAUGUAGGCAAGAUGCAUGCUCAUGAAAAGAUCCACCAGUGUCCUGAGUGCAGCUUUGCCACUGCCCACAAGAGGGUGCUCAUCCGACACAUGCUUCUACAUACCGGUGAGAAGCCUCACAAAUGUGAGCUGUGUGACUUCACAUGUCGAGACGUGAGCUACCUAUCGAAGCACAUGCUGACCCACUCCAACACCAAGGAUUACAUGUGCACUGAAUGUGGCUAUGUCACCAAGUGGAAGCACUACCUCCGUGUGCACAUGCGAAAACAUGCAGGAGACCUCAGGUAUCAGUGCAACCAGUGCUCCUAUCGCUGCCACCGGGCUGAUCAGCUGAGCAGCCACAAGCUGCGGCAUCAGGGCAAGUCUUUGAUGUGUGAGGUGUGUGCCUUCGCCUGCAAGCGGAAGUAUGAGCUGCAGAAGCACAUGGCUUCCCAGCACCACCCCGGCACAACGGCCCCGCUCUACCCUUGUCACUACUGCAGUUACCAGAGCCGCCACAAGCAGGCUCUGCUGAGCCAUGAGAACUGCAAGCAUACCCGCCUCCGUGAGUUCCACUGUGCCCUCUGUGACUACCGCACCUUCAGCAACACCACACUCUUGUUCCACAAACGCAAGGCCCAUGGCUAUGUGCCUGGAGACCACGCCUGGCAGCUCCGCUACGCGAGCCAGGAGCCAGAAGGGGCCAUGCAGGGCCCGACACCCCCACCAGAUUCAGAGCCCUCAAGCCAGCUGUCUGCCCAGUCUGAGGGGCCAGGUCACGAACCUGGGACUGUGGUGGAUCCCAGCUUGGACCAGACCCUGCCAGAGACAAGUGAGGAGGUCAACACUGGAAGACAGGAGGGCAGUGAGGCUCCCCAUGGGGUUGAGCUGGCUGGCAGUUCCAGCCCAGCAGAGGUGGAAGAGGGCAGCUGCACACUACACCUAGAGGCCCUGGGAGUAGAGCUGGAGUCUGUGACUGAGCCACCCCUUGAGGAGGUCACUGAAACAGCCCCUAUGGAGUUCAGGCCCCUGGGACUGGAAGGGCCAGAUGGACUGGAAGGACCAGAGCUAUCUAACUUUGAAGGUAUUGGGACUUCUGACUUGGGUGCUGAAGAAAAUCCCCUUCUGGAAAAGCUAGCGUCGGAGCCCUCCACAAAUCCAUCCUUAGAGGAGGCCCCUAACAACUGGGUAGGAACCUUCAAGGCAACUCCACCUGCUGAGACAGCACCCUUGCCCCCGUUACCUGAGUCAGAGUCGUUACUCAAGGCUCUAAGGAGACAGGAUAAAGAACAAGCAGAGGCAUUGGUGCUGGAGGGGCGGGUGCAGAUGGUAGUGAUCCAGGGAGAGGGGCGAGCCUUCCGCUGCCCACACUGCCCUUUUAUCACUCGCCGGGAGAAGGCCCUGAAUCUGCACUCCAGGACUGGGUGCCAGGGCCGUCGAGAGCCCCUGCUGUGCCCUGAGUGUGGGGCUAGCUUCAAGCAACAGCGUGGCCUCAGCACCCACCUGCUAAAGAAGUGCCCUGUUUUGCUCAGAAAGAACAAGGGCUUGCCCAGACCAGAUUCACCCAUCCCUCUGCAACCUGUGCUCCCGGGUACCCAGGCCUCAGAGGACACAGAAGGUGGGAAGCCCCCACCUGCACCACUAGAAGCAGAGCUACUGCUUCCGAAAGAUGUUCCUUUGGAGCUUCCCAGGGAGCCAGAGGAAACAGAAGAGCCUCUUGCCACAGUCUCUGGUUCCCCAGUCCCUCCUGCAGGAAACUCCUUGCCCAGAGAGGCCCCUAAGAAGCACUGCUUUGACCCAGUCCCUCCUGCAGGAAACUCCUCGCCUACAGAGGCCCCGAAGAAACACCGCUUUGAGCAGGGCAAGUUUCACUGCAACUCCUGCCCAUUCCUUUGUUCCCGGCUCUCCUCUAUUACCUCUCACGUGACUGAAGGCUGCAGGGGAGGACGUGGCGGGGGAGGAAAACGAGGGACCCCCCAGACCCAGCUUGUGUCCCCAUUGAGCAAUGGGGACUCUGCUCCCCUGAAGAAUGGGAGUACAGAGUCCAGCUCUGGUGAUGGGGAUAUAGUUCUGGUUCAAAAGCAGAAGGGGGCUCGCUUCUCCUGCCCCACAUGUCCCUUUAGCUGCCAGCAGGAACGGGCUCUGAGGACUCACCAGACCCGGGGCUGUCCCCUCGAGGAGUCUGGAGAGCUGCACUGCAGCCUCUGCCCAUUCACUGCUCCUGCUGCCUCUGCCUUGAGGCUCCACCAGAAGCGGAGGCACCCCACUGCAGCCCCAGCCCGUGGGCCCCGGCCCCAUCUGCAGUGUGGGGACUGUGGCUUCACCUGUAAACAGAGCCGGUGCAUGCAGCAGCACCGGCGGCUCAAGCACGAGGGGGUGAAGCCUCAUCAGUGCCCCUUCUGUGACUUUUCCACCACCAGACGGUACCGGUUAGAGGCUCACCAGUCCCGACACACAGGCAUUGGCCGCAUCCCCUGCAGCUCUUGCCCCCAGACAUUUGGUACCAACUCGAAACUGCGCUUGCACCGGUUAAGGGUACAUGACAAAACACCCACCCACUUCUGUCCACUUUGUGACUAUAGUGGCUACCUUCGCCAUGACAUUACUCGUCAUGUCAACAGCUGCCACCAAGGCACCCCAGCCUUUGCCUGCUCCCAGUGUGAAGCCCAGUUCAGCUCAGAGACAGCACUUAAGCAGCAUGCUCUGCGCCGACACCCCGAGCCUGCACAGCCUGCCCUUGGCUCUCCUGCAGAGACCACUGAGGGCCCCCUGCACUGUUCCCGCUGUGGGUUGCUGUGCCCCAGCCCUGCCAGCUUACGAGGACACACCCGUAAACAGCACCCACGGCUUGAGUGUGGGGCCUGCCAGGAGGCCUUCCCUAGCCGACUGGCUCUGGAUGAGCAUCGGAGGCAGCAGCAUUUCAGCCACCGCUGUCAGCUCUGUGACUUUGCUGCCCGGGAGCGGGUGGGCCUGGUGAAGCACUACCUGGAACAGCAUGAGGAGACUUCAGCAGCUGUGGCAGCCUCAGAUGGGGAUGGGGAUGCUGGCCAGCCCCCUCUGCACUGCCCCUUUUGUGACUUCACGUGCCGCCAUCAGCUGGUACUAGAUCACCAUGUGAAAGGGCAUGGGGGCACUCGUCUCUACAAGUGCACCGAUUGUGCUUACAGCACCAAGAACCGGCAGAAGAUCACCUGGCACAGCCGUAUUCACACUGGGGAAAAGCCUUACCACUGUCACCUCUGCCCUUAUGCCUGUGCUGAUCCCUCUCGCCUCAAGUACCACAUGCGGAUCCACAAGGAGGAACGGAAGUACCUGUGCCCUGAGUGUGGCUAUAAGUGCAAGUGGGUCAACCAGCUCAAAUACCACAUGACCAAGCACACAGGACUGAAGCCAUACCAGUGUCCCGAGUGUGAGUACUGCACCAACCGGGCUGAUGCACUGCGUGUGCACCAGGAGACCCGGCAUCGAGAAGCACGGGCUUUCAUGUGUGAGCAGUGCGGCAAGGCCUUCAAGACGCGCUUCCUGCUGCGCACCCACCUUCGCAAGCACAGUGAGGCCAAACCCUAUGUGUGCAACGUGUGCCACCGUGCUUUCCGCUGGGCUGCUGGCCUGCGCCAUCAUGCCCUCACCCACACCGACCACCACCCCUUCUUUUGCCGCCUCUGCAACUACAAGGCCAAGCAAAAGUUCCAGGUGGUCAAGCACAUACGCAGGCACCACCCUGACCAAGCCGACCCAAACCAGGGUGUGGGCAAAGACCCCACCACCCCCACAGUGCACCUGCAUGAUGUGCAGCUGGAGGAUCCCAGCCCUCCUGCUCCUGCCGCUCCCCACACUGGACCUGAGGGCUGAAAGCCUGCCCCACCUCCUGAAUAGGAAGAGGGUAUGGUCUGGGAUGUGCAGACUGGGAUCAGCACUAACCUGAGGAGCCUAAGGAAGGACUGGCUUUUGGGGAGCAAGGGUGACUAGAACCCUCCUGGGACUCUGGCUAUAGUACUUUGAAAUUAUCACCCAUAUAAAAGGGGGACUGGACUACAAUGUUGAUUUCUUAUUGCUGUACAUUGUGUUUUUAACCUGUGAGUUCCCGGUUUCUUCACCAUCACUCCAUCAAAGUCCCUGGCUAUAAGAUCUGGAUUUUACCCACUCAAUCUUCUCUUUCCUUCUUACUGUGUCAAGUCCUAUUUUCUUUCAGAAUCUUCUAAAAACGGUUGUAUCUAACCGCAUGUGCUGUUUUGCCUGAUGCUCUAUAAAGCAUGUUAAACAGAAA